Molecule: messenger RNA, 400 nt
Organism: Moneuplotes crassus
Lineage: Eukaryota; Ciliophora; Spirotrichea; Euplotida; Euplotidae
Source: the annotation of a GenBank genome assembly
UAGAAAGAAGAAGAUGGACACCCCGACCGAAGAGCAUCCUACAGGCCAGAACACUAUGUAUCUUAGCAUCGCUGAGAUGUCCCUCUGCCUUGAGAUGAAAGAAAAAGACGGAAUCCUUGACAAGAACAAUGAGCUGAUAGAGAAGGUCCUGAACUAUACCAAGCAGUUUAACAACAGUUAUUCUGAAGAGCACACUCAAGCAAUCAGGACACUUUUGAGUAGAGAAGGCAUCAGAGAGCCUGAAGCCACCCUUUUAUGGAACUUAUCCCCCUCAACUGUAGAGGAAGCGCAGUCCUUGAUCCCAGGACUUAAGGAUUACCAUGACGAGACCAUCAUCAAAGUUCUGAAGGAAAUCAACGGAGUUUCCACUACUUAAUAUCUAAAAAGCAGUGAAUUCUUA